GAGGAGUCGAGUUUAACCUGCAUGCCUCCCUACUAUUCCAUCCUUAUACUUUGAACCAUAACCAGGGUCUUUUCCGUGAUCGUAAUGGAUAAUCUGCUUACCUUCAACCUCCGCGUCCCUGUGGGCGUGCAGGUGGUCUCGCACCUAAUCAGCGAGAACACCAUCAUGGAGCAAUUCCUGUUGAUUCUCAGCUCCAGUCUUGGUGGAUGCCGAUACGAGAAGUACCGCAAGGAAAUCGAGGGCUUCACCAAUGGCUCCCUCACGGGACUCGGGCGUCUGGAGCUCCAGAGCGCCCUCGCCCUCUUCGCGGGCAAGGUGGCAGAUCAGAUUCUUGCCGAUUUCGUGCCAGAGCUGUCCGUUCUUCUUGGAAAGAGCCUCCCUGGAGCCGGUGACCUCCCAGCCAUUAGAAACAUGGGCAAUGCCUCGACAGCCACGCCCUCCGAGGCGACCCCGGAGCCCCAGCCCGAACCGGAGCCCGUUGAAGAACCGCCCACGCCUGAAGCAGAGACCAAGAAGCAGCUGAACGAGUUUGCGAGCAAGAACCUGGCUAGCUUCCCGCAGUUCUCCGAGGAGAAAAUUGAACAGAUCACGGAUCAAGCGGCUGCAAGCAUCCAGGGUAUCGCGGCCAAGUCGAACAUUCCCGACGAGGAGAUCCCCAAGGCAGCGCAGUUGGCUUUCUACGACUUUACUAUUCUCUAUGACGACAGCGGCUCCAUGACCACCGAAGCAUCCCGUAUCCCCACGACCCAGGAGACCAUCCGAAGCCUAUACAAGACCGCCAAAACGCUGAACCCGGAUAACUCGUUCUCAGUGCGCUCCUUCGAAGGCUCCAAUCACGACAACGUCAGCUCCGAGUCGGAUCUGUCCGACGUCAUCUCGGGAAUGACCUUCAACACUGGCGCCAGCGUCGCCGCACCGCUCAGAAACAAGAUCCUCGAUCCGCUAUCCAAAGCCGCAGCGGAUAAGACUCUCAACCCAACUGUGGUAGUCAUCAUCACGGACGGAGACCUCGGAAGCAACGUCGUGGAAUUCGGCGCCGGCCUUACCAACUUCAAGGCCCAGCUUGACGCAACCAACAACACUGGACCCGCGGUCCUGUUCGUUCUCUACCGCGUGGGGAACGAUCAGUCUUCCGAGGAGUCUCUGAAGGAGCUGCACACUGCGCCCGGCGCGAAGGAUAUCCUGCUUUACAACCAGGAUAGUAUCGACAGCAAGCUUGAGAGCGUGGGCGGAGAUACUGAUAUUUACGUGGGAACCAUUAUCUCCGACUUGAUUAAGGCUAUGGAUUUGCAGGUUGUUCGCUAGGAUGUAGUAUAGUAUAGUAUAGUAUAGUAUAGUAUAGUAUAGUAUAGUAUAGUAUAGUUCCCGUAGUUAUGUAGUAGGUUAGGCUCCACUGGACUUGUCUUGAGGUACAUAUGUGUGGUCUGGAUGUCGGUCGUU
Messenger RNA from Aspergillus ochraceoroseus IBT 24754, 1440 nucleotides. RefSeq lists its product as uncharacterized. Lineage: Eukaryota; Fungi; Ascomycota; Eurotiomycetes; Eurotiales; Aspergillaceae. The transcript is spliced from 5 exons. Bases 85 to 1305 code for a protein of 406 amino acids. The record is from RefSeq and is a predicted model, not a curated record.